Molecule: messenger RNA, 983 nt
Organism: Hibiscus syriacus
Lineage: Eukaryota; Viridiplantae; Streptophyta; Magnoliopsida; Malvales; Malvaceae
Product: dehydrodolichyl diphosphate synthase complex subunit nus1-like
Exons: 8
Coding region: 198-842 (214 amino acids)
Cellular component (GO): endoplasmic reticulum membrane; dehydrodolichyl diphosphate synthase complex
Molecular function (GO): ditrans,polycis-polyprenyl diphosphate synthase [(2E,6E)-farnesyl diphosphate specific] activity
Source: RefSeq, a predicted model, not a curated record
GAAUUCCUUUUGCUCGAAGGCCUAAACUGCGAUUUAGCUAACCUCUACUCCGUUGCUUAUGUUUAAAUAGAUCAAUGGAUUUCACAAGGCUAAAUCGGAUUUUGCGUUUCUGGAUUAAUAAAAUUGGAAAUAUUCUACUUCGAUUAUCAUAGCGUCUCGUUCAUGCUAUUAUCUACCUAUUCUACUUUACGAUCGGUAUGGUGCAUGCACUUGAAGGCUGUCUUAUCUCCCGGGGGUUACUGAGGAAAUACAAAUCCCUCCAUAUAUCCAAGAUCCAGUAUCUGGCUAUUGUGAUUGAAAGUGAAGAUGCAUGCCGAACUUCGAAUGUUUUUGAGCUUUUGCAAUGGCUGGAAGCUCUUGGUAUCAAGCAUGUUUCCCUUUAUGAUAACGAAGGAAUACUGAAGAAAUCAAAAGACUUCAUCUUGGAGCAGUUCGAUGGUGCAGUAUUGUUUCAGGAUAAUCAUGAAAAUAAUGUGCUACUAGACCAACCACGUAUGACUUUGGAGUUUGUAUCAUUUUCUGAUGGGAAAGAAGCGGUUGCUAGAGCAGCCAAUGUACUUCGUACAAAGUACAUAAAAUCAGGUGGCACUGGCUCAAAUCAGGGAGAGCAAAUCUUCACUGAAUCUCAAUUGAGCGAGGCACUCAAAACUGUUGGCAGUGCUGGGCCAGAACCUGAUCUUAUAUUGAUAUAUGGACCUGCCAGGUGCCACUUAGGUUUCCCUGCCUGGAGAAUGCGAUAUACUGAGAUUCAACAUAUGGGACCCUUGAAGUCUAUGACAUAUGGAUCACUAAUCAAGGCAAUUUAUAGAUUCACAACGGUGCAGCAAAACUAUGGCAAAUGAGGUGCUGCAAUGGGAGAUCGUGUUCCUGGACUAGAUGAAUUAUAUAUAUAUAGAAUAAAUGCUACAGUUUCAAGUUUGGCCAGCUUUACUUAAACCUGAUUAUAAAUUAUUGGCAGGUAAUUUCGCGGACAGUAUAAAGCA